Molecule: messenger RNA, 3467 nt
Organism: Microtus ochrogaster (prairie vole)
Lineage: Eukaryota; Metazoa; Chordata; Mammalia; Rodentia; Cricetidae
Gene: Safb2
Product: scaffold attachment factor B2
Biological process (GO): regulation of mRNA processing; regulation of androgen receptor signaling pathway; regulation of transcription by RNA polymerase II
Cellular component (GO): nucleus
Molecular function (GO): RNA binding; sequence-specific DNA binding
Source: RefSeq, a predicted model, not a curated record
AAAAAAAAAAAAAAGACCGGGCGCUUACGACCUGCUGCGCGUGCGCAUCCUCACGAGCGAGGCUCGCGAAAGCUCGGACGUGCGCCGGAAGCGGCACGACAGCGAGGUGCGCGUGCGCGUUCGGCAGAAACGGCCGAGGCCGCGCUUGGGACCGGUUGCGCGUGCGCGUCACCGACGCGAGGCCGGCGGAAGCUGGGACGUGGGACCGAGGAGGUGCGUCAGAGCGGUGCGCCUGCGCAGCCGCAAAGGGAGGCGGGAGGAAGCGAGUGCGUUUUCCUCUUAGGCGGCGCCAUUUUGUGCUCCCAGCCGCCGCAGCCGCGGGCGGUGUGUGUGUAAGGUUGCGGAGCGGGUGGGGAAGUCGCGGGAGCGAGGAUGGCGGAUCCCGUGGCCGGGUCGGGCGACCCCGGCUCCGGUUCGGUCGCCUCGGAGACCGGGACGCGGCGGCUCAGUGACCUGCGGGUGAUCGACCUGAGGGCGGAGCUGAAGAAGCGGAACCUGGACACGGGCGGCAACAAGAGCGUGCUGAUGGAGCGGCUGAAGAAGGCAGUUAAGGAAGAAGGACAAGAACCUGAGGAAAUUGGCAUCAGCUGGGGAACCACAAGCAAGAGGACGGGAAAGAGAUGUUCCAAAGGAUUCAAGAUGGAGGAGGAGGGCGGCGAGGACAACGGCCUGGAAGAAGAUUCCAGAGAUGGGCAGGAGGACGGGGUUGUGACUCUGCAGAGCUCACAGGACAGGGACACCAUGGACACAGGUGUGCCAGAUGGGACGGAGGCUGAGGACCUCGUUGAGCCCUGCUUGGGGGAGGGCUACACCGACGACUGCGUUCUUCCUGCCUUCGUUGACAGUAAAGAGUACGUGGCCGCGCAGCUGGGACAGCUUCCAGCUCAGCUCCUGGAGCAUGCUGUGAAUGAGGAUGUCUUUAAGACUCCUGAAGCUUCAGCGUCAGACCUCAAAGUAACUCUGGCUGAUGAAGGAGCCCCCUUGGAACCAGAAAAUGAGAAAAUACUCGACAUUUUGGGGGAAACUUGUAAAUCUGAGCCAGUAAAAGAAGAAGGUUCGGAGCUGGAGCAGCCCUUUGCCCAGGCCACGAGUAGUGUGGGGCCAGACAGGAAGCUGGCGGAGGAAGAGGACCUAUUUGAGAGCUGCGGACACCCGGAAGAGGAAGAAGAACAAGAAGAAAAGGGAGAUUUAGCUUUGGUCCACAACAGCGAGUCUGAGUCUCCAAGUACUCUGUGUCAGUGGAGCGAGGCAGACGCCCCGUUAGCAGUAGUGAAAAGGGAGCCGGUGAAGGUGAUGAGCCAAGGUGCCAAGCGCAGGUGGAAGUACAAGCAGGCUCGACUGCGCCGGGCGCAGGCAAAGCUGUCAGGCGGAGGCCCCGGGAUGGACCACGAGCCUGUAGGGCUAGAGGAGCCAGUUGAGCAGAGUAGCACAGCUGCCCUGCUCACGGAUGCCACCAGCCAGGAGCUGGUGAGAGCGCCCACAGCAGCUUUGAGCCCUGAGCCCCGAGAUAGCAAAGACGACGUGAAGAAGUUUGCUUUUGACGCUUGUAAUGACGUCCCUGCAGCUCCUAAAGAGUCCUCAGCCAGUGAGGGCGCUGAUCAGAAAAUGAGCUCUGUUAAGGAAGAACAGGAUAUAAAGCCAGUCAUUAAAGACGAGAGAGGCCAUGCCAGCUGUAGCUCGGGAAGGAACCUGUGGGUCAGCGGGCUGUCCUCCAGCACACGUGCUGCUGACCUCAAGAGCCUCUUCAGCAAACAUGGGAAGGUUGUUGGGGCCAAGGUGGUCACCAACGCCCGGAGUCCUGGGGCUCGGUGCUAUGGAUUUGUGACCAUGUCCACAUCAGAUGAGGCCACCAAAUGCAUCAGCCACCUGCACAGAACCGAACUACAUGGAAGGAUGAUCUCUGUGGAGAAGGCCAAAAACGAGCCCUCCGGGAAGAAGUCGACAGACAGGAGAUCUUGUGACCUGAAGGAGAAGGUGCCAGGGCCGGACAGGCCUCACCCUGUGGAGAUCAAGACGGAGAAAACUGUGAUCAAGAAGGAAGAGAAGCAGGAAAGAAAGGAGGAGAAAAGGCCAGAAGACAUUAAAAAAGAGAAGGAUCAAGAUGAGCUCACACCAGGAGCUGCUAGUCGGUCUCGAGUUGCCAAGUCAGGAAGCAGAGGCACGGAACGUACAGUUGUGAUGGACAAGUCCAAGGGCGAACCCGUCAUCAGCGUGAAGGCCACAAGCAGGUCAAAGGACAGAAGCUCCAAAAGUCAGGACCGCAAAUCAGAGGGCCCGGAGAAGAGAGACAUCCUGUCUUUUGACAAAAUCAAGGAGCAGAGGGAGCGUGAGCGCCAGAGACAGCGAGAGCGCGAGAUCCGGGAGACGGAGCGUCGACGGGAGCGGGAGCAGCGGGAGCGCGAACAGCGACUGGACGCCUUCCAGGAGCGGCGCGAGAAGGCACGCAUACAGCGGGAACGGCUGCAGCUCCAUUGCCAGCGGCAGCGACUAGAGCGAGAGCGGCUGGAACGUGAGCGGCUGGAACGCGAGCGUAUGCGUGUGGAGCGUGAAAGGCGCAAGGAGCAGCAGCGCAUUAUGCGUGAGCGUGAGGAGCUACGGCGGCAGCAAGAGCAGCUGCGGGCUGAGCAGGAGCGGCGGGCGCUGCGCAGACCCUAUGAUCUAGAAGCCCGGAGAGAGGACAGCUACUGGCCUGAAGGGAAGCGUGCAGCCAUGGAGGACAGGUACCGAGACUUCCCACGGCCGGAUCACCACUUCCACGACUUUGACCACCGGGAGCGUGGCCACUACCAGGAACAUGUCAUAGACAGGAGAGAUGGAUCCAGACCAGGAAUGGAGGAACGUGAUGGGCAGCACUACCUAGAUGACCACCACAGCCACGGAGCCACCCUUGAGCACCACAGCUGGGACUCCCGGGACAGCUGGUGUGGCUACGGCUCUGACAAGGUGAAGGAAGGCCAAGGCCUGCCCCCUACCCCCAGAGUCGGCAGAGAAUGGGCAGAGCACAACUCACGGUUGGAGGAGCAGCAGAUUCCAGCCUGGCACAGUGCUGUGGACACAAACACGACAGGCCAUGAGCACAUACGGUGGCGAGGUGCCGAGCGGGGCCUUGCAGGACCUGGGCAUGCACAUGUGGCGGCAGGCCGGGGUGGCAUGACUGGGCAAAGCAGCUUUGCACAUGGUGGACAUUCCCAGGGCCAUGUGAUACCCGCUGGUGGACUAGAAGGUGGUGGCAUGACCAGCCAGGACCAGGGUGGCAGAGUCCUCCACCCCCACCUUCACCCGCACUUCACCCGCCGCUACUGAGUUGCCGUGGACCAAACCCUGCCGCUCCAUGGAGGCAGAGGCUGUAGCUCAAGCCACUUUGCACUUAAUGGCACCACCAGCAGUCGCAGAUUCUGCCACGUGUCUGUGUGAACUCACUCUCCUGGUGUUUUUAAUAAACAUGUCCUAUUCUGCCAUUUGUAAGA